Molecule: messenger RNA, 1731 nt
Organism: Menidia menidia (Atlantic silverside)
Lineage: Eukaryota; Metazoa; Chordata; Actinopteri; Atheriniformes; Atherinopsidae
Source: the annotation of a GenBank genome assembly
AAAAAGCAGCGCAGAGCUGCCCUGAAGAAGGAGAGGAGAAAACGGAAACGCCAAGCUCUCGCUCUUGGACUUGCAAAUGGAGCUGAAGAAGUGGACGAGAUAAAAGCUAGUGAUAGUGAGGAUGAUGAUGCUGCUGCUGAAGAAGAAAGACAGCGACUGCAUGAAGAGUGGCUGGAAAGAGAGAGGCUGGCCCAGGAGGAGUUUAGGCUAAGGUCAGAGAGGGAGGAUGCUGCAAGGAAAAGAAAAGAAGACGAGGAGCGGAUGAUAAAGGACGAAUGGGAUGCCCGGCAAAGGAGAGAAGAAGAGGAAAAAGAGCAAAAGCAGCAGGAGAAGCGGGACAGAGAGUUAGAUAAUGGAGGGCCGUGGAUGAAUCCUGAGGCCCCAGUGACUGUAAACCCAGAAAACUUUGGAACAGAGCGCGACGUGGCCAACUGUCCCUUCUUCCUUAAGACCGGAUCAUGCAGAUUUGGAGAGAGGUGUUCUCGGAAGCACGUGUAUCCCACAGCCAGCCCCACUCUGAUGGUGCGAGGCAUGUUCCGAACGUUUGGGAUGGAGGAGCUGCGGCGGGACGACUACGACAUGGACGCCUGUCUGGAGCACAGCGAGGAGGAGCUGCAGGAGUCCUUCCUGGAGUUUUACCACGACGUCCUGCCCGAGUUCAAACAGUUUGGCAAAGUGGUGCAGUUCAAGGUCUGCUGCAAUUACGAGCCCCACCUGAGGGGAAACGUGUACAUUCAGUUUGAGACAGAGGAUCAGUGCAAAGAGGCUUUAAUGAAGUUCAAUGGGAGGUGGUAUGCAGGCCGACAGCUGCACUGUGAGAUUUGCCCAGUCACUCGCUGGAAAAACGCCAUAUGCGGACUGUUUGACAGGAAAAAGUGCCCCAAAGGGAAACACUGCAACUUCCUGCACGUGUUCCGAAACCCCGGCAAUGAGUUCUGGGAGGCCGACAGGGAUUUGUGCCUCUCCCCGGACCGCAGCGUCAGGGGGAGCCGGAGGGACGGCUGGCACUCGCAGAGGCUCCGAGACAGGUCGUGGAGGCAGCGCCGCUACAGCCGAAGCCCCGACCGCCGGUCUGAGCGCUCCGACGGCCGGCGAGAGGAGGCCAGGAGGAGGAGCCGCAGCAGAGAGAGGAGGUCCUCCUACCAGCACGGGGAAGGCAGCUGGUCAUCCAGAUCCCGACGCGGUGACAGCUGGACCGAUCGGCGGCGGAGUAAAGAGAGGUCGAGGAGCAGAAGCAGAGACAAAGAGCAGCAGAGGCCGAGGGAUAAGGAGUACAAGCGCAGGGACAGAUGUGAGGACAGAGACGGAACUGACGAGGACGCUCCAAGAGAGGGAAGAAAGAAGUCGAGAAGCACAAGUAGAGAGAAGAAAAGGAAGCAGAGCAAAGAAAAAAGCCCCAAGAAGUCAGAUAAAAGGAAGAGAUCGCCCACUGAUGAUUCGAACACACACCGCCGUCACAAACGCUCCAAAAAAAACAAGAAGAGCAAGAAGAAACAUAAGAAGAAAAGCCCGGUGCAGGAUGCGACAGCCUCAUCUGGAGAGUCACAGGAAGAGACUGUGGAUAAUCCUCUGCCACACACUCCCAGCGGAGACUUAACAAACCCUGAGAUAAGACAGGAGAAAUGUGUGGAGGACGAUUUAAGCCAAGGGGCGAAAAGUGAGCUGGCCGGCACUGAAAUGAGCAGCGAGUUGAACGGAAACAGCAAAAUGGAUUCUUCUGAGAGACCACUG